This is a messenger RNA of Coffea arabica (coffee), 1676 nucleotides long. RefSeq names its product serine/threonine-protein phosphatase PP2A-2 catalytic subunit. The record is from RefSeq and is a predicted model, not a curated record. NCBI's taxonomy places the organism in Eukaryota, Viridiplantae, Streptophyta, Magnoliopsida, Gentianales, Rubiaceae. Gene Ontology annotation, molecular function: protein serine/threonine phosphatase activity.
CUCUCUCUCUCUCUCUUCUCCCACACCAUCAUCACAUAUACAGAUAAUACACAAACAUACAUACAGCUCGAUAGAUUAAAAAAUAUAUGUUCUGAUAAAAUAUAGAUACACACAUAUAUAUAAUCCUAGGCCAAUAUAUUGGAAGAAUUUUCUCUCUCUCUGCAUUUUCGGGAGAGAAAUUUCAGAAAACAGAAAAUGAUUUGGAAAAUUGGGAAAUUGGAGCCCUAGUUUUUUUUUUUUGGUCAUUUUCUCUGCCAAUCGAAUUUGUAAGUGAAUUCUGGUAGACAGUUAAUCGGUAAUUUCUUUUGUUUAUUUGGUGGCCUGCAUCAUCGUUUAGCUAAUUGUAAUUCGCGUCGAUCGACAAAGAAAACCUAGAUCGGCGAAAACAAAGGGAAAAGAAAGGAAAAAAGAGUGGGGAAAAAUGCCGUCGCAUGCGGAUCUGGAUAGGCAGAUAGAGCAAUUGAUGGAGUGCAAGCCGCUGACUGAGGCGGAGGUGAAGACGCUCUGCGAUCAGGCGAGGGCGAUUCUAGUGGAAGAAUGGAAUGUGCAGCCGGUAAAAUGUCCGGUGACGGUCUGCGGCGAUAUUCACGGCCAGUUCUACGAUCUCAUCGAACUUUUCCGGAUAGGAGGAAAUGCUCCCGACACAAAUUACCUAUUCAUGGGCGAUUACGUUGACCGUGGGUACUACUCAGUGGAGACUGUCACACUCUUAGUUGCUCUGAAAGUUCGUUAUAGAGAUAGAAUCACAAUUCUUAGAGGAAAUCAUGAAAGUCGGCAAAUUACUCAAGUGUAUGGUUUUUAUGAUGAAUGCUUAAGGAAGUAUGGAAAUGCCAAUGUCUGGAAGUAUUUUACUGAUCUUUUUGAUUACCUCCCCCUGACAGCACUUAUUGAGAGUCAGAUCUUCUGUUUGCAUGGAGGGCUUUCACCAUCACUUGAUACGCUAGAUAAUAUUCGAGCCUUGGACCGCAUACAGGAGGUCCCACAUGAAGGACCAAUGUGCGACCUGUUAUGGUCUGAUCCUGAUGAUCGGUGUGGAUGGGGCAUAUCACCUCGUGGGGCUGGCUACACUUUUGGACAGGAUAUUGCAGCUCAGUUCAACCACACCAAUGGGCUUAGUCUGAUUUCAAGAGCCCAUCAGCUUGUCAUGGAGGGCUAUAACUGGUGUCAGGAGAAGAAUGUGGUGACUGUAUUUAGUGCUCCAAACUAUUGUUAUCGGUGCGGAAAUAUGGCUGCAAUCCUCGAAAUUGGGGAGAACAUGGAGCAAAAUUUCCUUCAAUUUGAUCCAGCACCUCGUCAGAUUGAACCUGACACCACAAGGAAAACCCCAGAUUAUUUUUUGUGAGCUUAUUUUCCUGCCAGGUCUUUGUAGUCCUCGCUUGCUAUUCUCUCUGUAGAUGUGUCUAAAAAGAGGAGUUUUUGCUGUUUGAGGAUUAUUACUACCAUCAUUCUUUUUUUUGUGGCGUUGCUCUGCUGCUGACUUUGAUUAUGUGCUCGGGAUUCUUGCCCAAGAAUUGAUGGGAGGCACCAAGUCUUUUGUCUUGUAUAUUUUUUUCCGGAAUAGAAGGAAGCAGCAAUAACAUGACAUGGUAUAUUGUGUUAUGUAAUGUCAGAAUUUUUAUUUUAGGACACAGGUCUCGGCACUAUUCUGAGUCAGCGCUGCGUGUUUUGAUGACUAA